This is a messenger RNA of Globicephala melas (long-finned pilot whale), 558 nucleotides long. It is a transcript of the gene UPK2, whose product is annotated as uroplakin 2. The record is from RefSeq and is a predicted model, not a curated record. Gene Ontology annotation, biological process: epithelial cell differentiation. Gene Ontology annotation, cellular component: apical plasma membrane. Lineage: Eukaryota; Metazoa; Chordata; Mammalia; Artiodactyla; Delphinidae.
AUGGCAUCUCCGCUGCCUGUCCGGACCUUGUCCUUGAUCCUGAUUCUGCUGGCUGUCCUGGCCCCCAGGGCUGCAGCCGACUUCAACAUCUCAAGUCUCUCUGGUCUGCUGUCCCCAGCGCUGACGGAAAGCCUGCUAGUUGCCCUGCCCCCCUGUCACCUCACAGGGGGCAAUGCCACACUGAUGGUCCGGAGAGCCAAUGACAGCAAAGUGGUGAAAUCUAGCUUCGUGAUGCCUCCAUGCCGCGGACGCAGGGAGCUGGUGAGCGUGGUGGACAGUGGGUCUGGCUUCACGGUCACCCGGCUCAGCGCGUACCAGAUGACAAACCUAGUACCAGGAACCAAAUACUACAUUUCCUACCUAGUGACGAAGGGGGCAUCCACUGAGUCCAGUAGAGAGGUCCCAAUGUCCACACUUCCUCGAAGGAAGGCAGAAUCUAUUGGGCUGGGAAUGGCCCGGACGGGGGGCAUGGUGGUCAUCACGGUGCUGCUCUCUGUAGCCAUGUUCCUGCUGGUUCUGGGCUUCAUCAUCGCCCUGGCACUGGGUGCCCAAAAGUGA